This is a messenger RNA of Dentiscutata erythropus, 303 nucleotides long. Lineage: Eukaryota; Fungi; Glomeromycota; Glomeromycetes; Diversisporales; Gigasporaceae. The record is from the annotation of a GenBank genome assembly.
CGGCAUGAGACAUUAAAAUAUGCAUCAUAUAAUCUAUUACCAAAUCAUAUUCAACAAAUACCCGAAUUAGAACUUAAUCAUUUAAGAAAAGCUAUAAUUAAAGAAUUGCAAAAAAAACUCAAAAAUCAUUACCAUGCUGUUGGGGAACAAGUGUUUUCAGUACAUUGUAGUGAAAAUGCCUUUGUGGGUAUAUUUGGAUCUUAUAUUACAUGCUAUUCACCAUGUGGUUCCUUUUAUCUUUAUAAUUUUGGAGGAGAAGAUGCUGUUGAAACAAUUGGAUUAAUAUUUAAUAAUGAUCAAUAG